Messenger RNA from Coffea eugenioides, 4406 nucleotides. RefSeq lists its product as uncharacterized. Lineage: Eukaryota; Viridiplantae; Streptophyta; Magnoliopsida; Gentianales; Rubiaceae. Bases 506 to 4036 code for a protein of 1176 amino acids. The transcript has 3 exons. Gene Ontology annotation, biological process: regulation of defense response to fungus. The record is from RefSeq and is a predicted model, not a curated record.
UUCCUGCCUGAAGAGCAAGGCGAGUAUUCCCAGUCAGAUAAAAGGACUCAGGAUUGGACUUUUGGGUUGACAAAGAACCUUCUCUAACACGCUAUAUUACUCUCCUUUUUACUAGUACUAACUUGUAAAAGAUGUGAAACCAAAUAAGAACCGGAAGAACACGAACCAAGAUAAGAAUGAGAAUUAUUGGUGCUUCAAGAAGCUCGUGCUCUUUGCGUGAAAGAAAAGAUUUCUGGGGAUUUCUCCGUCGAGCCCUUUUCCUUGUUUGCCUCGUUCUUCAUUUCUCUUUCCUUGACUUUUGACUCGCUUGCUUGCAUUGGCUUGUAGUUUCGUUUUGUUGGAUUGGAAUAUUGGAUAUCCUAUAAUUGUGAAGGCGGAGGUGGAUUUUUUGGAUGUCUCUGGAAUUACUUACCCUUCAUCUCCUUGAGGUUGCUUCAACUGGAAAAAGAUUUUGGUGAUUCAAGUCCUCUUAACUCUCAAAAUUGAGCCGAGUACUCUACUGAACAUGACUAAUCAAAUGACUGCCAAAAUUCGACUGGUUAGAUGUCCCAGAUGCAGACAGCUUCUUCAAGAACCAGAUAUCCCCGUAUACAAGUGUGGAGGAUGUGGUGCUGUUCUGCAAGCGAAGAAGUUCAAAACUGACACCAAAGACACAAGAUUCAGCAGUGAUGGUACUCAUGUAGAAGGAAAAAGGGUACUGGAUUAUGCACCAGAUCAGAAAGACAUCAGCAGACUUAAUCAUGGAGCAACUAGUUCUGCAGGAGGGUCGUCACCAGAUACAAGCAAUGAGAGGAAAGAAGAUCAUUUUUCAGACUGCAAUGGGAAGCAGUCUGGUGACAAAACUUUUUCUCAUGAGCUUCCUAAUUCACUGCAUCUUACUUCUCGAGAAAAUGGAGAUUUGUCACCAGUCACUGGGGAACAGAUUGAACAAGCUCAAUGUGAUCAUAAUGCAGAACAGGAAACACAUAAUGCAGACCAGGAUAUACACAAGUAUGGAAAUCAGUUCGGUGAUUCCACUGGGAAGCAGCCUGGUGACAAAAUUUUUUCUCAUGAGUUUCCUAGUUCACCGCGCCUUACUUCUCAACAAAAUGGAGAUUUAUCACCAAGCAUUGGGGGACAGAUAAGGGCACCGAUUGAACAAGCUCAAUGUGAUCAUAAUGCAGAACAGGAAACACAUAAUGCAGACCAGGAUAUACACAAGUAUGAAAAUCAGUUCGGUGAUUCCAAAGGGAAGCAGCCUGGUGACAAAAUUUUUUCUCAUGAGUUUCCUAGUUCACCAUGCCUUAAUUCUCGAGAAAAUGGAGAUUUAUCACCAAGCAUUGGGGGACAGAUAAGGGAACCGAUUGAACAAGCUCAAUGUGAUCAUAAUGCAGAACAGGAAACACAUAAUGCAGACCACGAUACAAACAAGUACGAAAAUCAGUUCAGUGAUUCCAAUGGGAAGCAGCCUGGUGACAAAAUUUUUUCUCAUGGGUUGCCUAAUUCACUAUGCCUUACUUCUCGAGAAAAUGGAGAUUUGUCACCAAGCACUGGGGACCAGAUUGAACAAGAUCAAUGUGAUUAUGACCAGGAUACACAUAAUGCAGACCAGGAUAUGCACAGAUAUGAAAAUCAGUUCGGUGAUUCCAAAAGGAACAGGAGUAGAGGUAGAAGCUCUUCUGAUGGCUUUUAUAGUUCAUUGGAGUUCCCAUGCCAUGAGACGGACGAUUCAUCGCCAGAACAUCAAGCAAUCAUGGCAUUCGGACUUAGCAAUAGGACGACAGAUAAUUGUGCAAGAAUGGAACAAAUGGCACGUGAAGAUUGCAACCAGGAGCAGGACAAGGAUACCAACUUCCUCAGUAAAGUUUCUUUACUGACAGAAGGUAAGCUUGAUGAGAAUGAUUGUUCUCCAAAAGGUAAUGCAUUGGAAGAAAGGGAUCAAAGUAAAUGUGUCAUGCAACAUGUUGACAAAGAAUGCAACUUUGAAGGUCACAGUAAGGAGUUUCCAAAAAAUGACAGUGCCUCCCUGGAAAUUUCUUCAUCUGCUGUGACUGUCCCUGAAAAACUAUCAGCAUUAAUAGAAGCAAACUCAGAAGUGCAAGACAACUUAGGUGGUCAUGUCCUUGGUAGCUUUGAUACAGAAGAUUUGUUGGAUGGCAAGGAAACUGAUGCAAGUGACACUGAUGAAAAUCCCCUGGAUCAGACUAUUCCAUUGUACAAUGUUGACUCUCCUGGUGAUCAACACCUUGGAGCCUCUCAGAGAAUGAUUUCCCGAGGUUUUGUACAUGCAAGCUCUGAGGACGUUUUGGAUAAUCUGCCACUAGUCAAUUUGAGCUCUGAGCUUGGUCGGAAGAAUAUAAAUUUGUCCAAGUCUCCAACCAAAAGCUACUAUGGUGAUGAUGGUAGUGCAUCUUCCUAUGAUGGGUUUGAGAACCGGUUUCCUGGCCGGUUCUCAAAACCCCCCAAAAGAAAGUUAAAGCAAAACAUGAACAACUCAAGUAGGUUGCAAAGGGAAUUUGGACCUUCAGCAAAUGAUGUUCUGAGCAGCAACCUUGGGAUGCAAGACCAAGCAAUUCUUGGACCUGGGUCAGAGGUACAGAACCUGGCAAGGAAGUCCUCAAUAUUGCCAGAGAAGAAUCAUUCUAACAAAAUUCACCAGGAUGGUUUGCAUGACCCCAGAAGUUACAGCCAUUCUAGUGGAAGUAGAAUAAGAGAGGACAAUGAUCAGCAUGUUUCUAAGCUUCCAUCUAUUCCAAGGUACCCUUUGAAUGGCCAUAGAAAAGGGAAUUUAUCGCAUCAUCCAUUCAGUGUUUUCCAGCAUCAAUCAGAUUUUUGUGCAGCCGAUGCACCAUCUUACACUGAACCAGACAAACUGGAGCUGUUAAGAAUGGUACAUGAACUGAAAGAUGAGCUCAACAGAAUGCAUAUAUCAAACAGUAGGUUUCCUUCUUCAGUUAUCAGGGAGGACAAGUAUAAUCCAUUGUUUUACAAUCGUCGCUUGGCACCUUUGGAGGGAGUAUCUGCUGAUUUACAGUAUUCCAGAUAUCCUGGAAGGUUUAGUCAAUGGAAAGGCUUGCCCCAGUUUCAUAGAGUCCCAAGAGCGGCUUUUUCAGGAGAUGCUGCAGAUUACAGGCGCCAAAUUGAAUGUGCAUAUUUGCACCAUCAUCCUCAUGACUGGCAAUGCUCUGUACAGUUACCUUCACAUUCAUUAUGCUGUAAUAAAGUCCACUGUAUGUCCCACAGCAGUACAUGUUACAAUGGCCAGUGUUCCACAUCCUCAAGUCCUCAGCAUUAUAAUAGCUCUGAGUUCUCUGUUUGGGAUCGACAAACCAAGUCUGAUGAGCAGUGGCAUAGAGAUAAUGAGAUUCAAAAAUUCCAUUUGCGAGAGAGAUAUCACUUGGCAAAGCGACAUGUUAGGCCUGUAGCUGGUGGAACCCCUAUUGUUGCAUGUUAUCAUUGCUCUGCAUUGCUUCAUCUGCCUGCAGAUUUUCUCCUCUCAGGAAGGCGGUGCCAUAAGUUAAGAUGCAAUACUUGCAGAAAGAUUAUGAAGUUUUCACUUCAGAGCAGCACACAUCUAGUACCACGCAUUGCUGAUGCUGUAGCCCCUCCUCCCAGUGUGGUCGAUGAUGACUCCAGUGGAUCCAUUCGUCAAAGGAACUGGGCAUCCACCUCUCAAUCCAAUGACACUCCAUACGCUGAACCUCUUUCAUGUACUGAUGAUUACGGAAUAUCCUUUGACAGAAGUUUCUCCACUGAAGGUGAGCCCUCACUAAUCACACCCCCAGUUCAUCCUGUUGAAAGAAGUUGUCGAAAUAGAGACAUAUCAUCUGGUAAUUCUGUCGUGCCCUUGGAUGAUAGAAAGAUGAAGUCCACAGUGGGCGAGUGUCAGAAGCUGCACACCAACUCGUUACAGAACCUUGAACCAGUGGGACCUUCGUUCAAGAGAUCCAAGCAGCGAAAGUCAUCCUCAGGAAUCAGGCAACUUCCACCGUUAGGAGGAUCUCCACUGCAUCGGCUUAUGGGUUAUUCGUCGCCAAGUGCUGUUAUGAAAAUCUAACGCAUCAAUCAUUUGAAGAAGAAAACAUGAUCCAAAAGGUCACCUCAGCUUUCUGACGAGAGAAAAAGAAGUUUGGAGCUCUUCUAGUUCUAGCUAUAUUAAGAUAAAAGGACAGUUUUGGAAGAAGAGUGUCUACUUGACUCGAAGAUUCUCUAAGAUAUGCUAAACAUAUAUAGUCCAACAUCACAAGUCAUUAAACAUAUAUAGCUUGUACUGUAUAGUGAUCCGAAGGAUAGAAAUUGCCCUGGUGGUAGUGUAUAGAAUGCAGAUCAAGUGUUGUAUGUAUAGAUUCACUAUGCUGUCAAACGAUUUUUUUAUUGAUUUGUUUCGAUAAUAUUGGGUUUGCAUAAAUGGCUCAAUUCUCAGACUC